CGCCAACGCGCCAAAGGACGAUUUAAAAACGAGGCGCACAUGCGCACUGGCUCGCCCCGCCAUCCUACUGAUGUCUUCACCGGCGUGAAGAUGGCGCUGCUGCGACCCCUAGACAAACUGCCGACCCUGGAUGUGGCCACCAUCCUGCUGCUGGGCGCUGAGGAGACGCUUCUGCAACAGCUGGGAGCGGCCAUCAUCGAGCAAUGUGAGGGCAUGGCCAAGAUCCAGGUACACAUGGCCUCCUCCCUCCCCCUGCCCUCCGACAGGGAGUGCUUCCGGCCCCGCAUCGACCUCAUUGUCUUCGUGCUCAGCCUCCACAGCAAGUACAGCCUGAAGACCGUGGAGUCGUCGCUGCCUCAUGUGGACGCCAGCUUCUUCCUGGGCAAAGUGUGCUUCCUGGUCACUGGAGCCAGAAACGAGCAAAACAGUGGGGUCCACUUGGACACCGUCAAGAAGAUGGCCGCCACCUACCACAGCCCUCUCCUCUUCGCUGACCUGGAGGUGAAAUGCUUCCGGGUCUCCAUGGCCCAGCGCCUUAUCCGGAUCCUACAGAUCUGUGCGGGCCACGUGCCAGGCCUGUCGGCCCUGAACCUGCUGUCCAUGAUGAAGGGGCCCUUGGACCCGUCUGCGCAGGAGUGUGACUGAGCCCCGCCCCUGAAGGUCUCCGGACCGCCCUCCCCUCCCCUCCGGGGUGGCCGGGACCUUGCUGCAGGGGAGCCGAGGGGAGAGGUGCCCAGGGGGACCUGCCUGCGAGUCUGCCCCCUCCCCUGGGCCGCUGUUACUCUGAGAAAUCUGGGUUACUUAAAAACGAACCGGAACCAAACCAGUUGCCCCGUGCCCUCCUUUCCAGCCCCGCCUCUGUCAGCUCACUGUCCUCAGGCCCGGAUAUUUCCUGACAAAAAUCCAUCGUGUUCCGGACAGCAGACAGCGGCCAACCAAGUAGCAGCGUCCUCCUCUUCAGACUCAGAACCAUGCGCAGGCCUUGGAGGGCUGGGUCAGGGGCCUGAUCCCCCAGAAAACUCAGCUCUCGCCAGUCAGAGCCUGUUGUCUGAGCAGCCCUGGGCUCCGGCGUUCCCCAAGAGCCACUUGGGAGAGGAAGGUGUCCAAGGCGAGGGAAGGCUUGCAGGAGAAGAUUCCCAAACUGUGAUCAGCGUCCAGGAGAAGGGGCGUUAACACCGAACUUUAUUCUGACAAAACUCUUACUAUAAUUGAGUAGGGACUGAAUAAACUUCUUGGUGGUCAGAAUUCCCUACUGUCCUACCUGAAAUGAGUGAGGGCAGAUUGAGCUGACCCUCACCCUCCAUCCCCCGCCCCCGUCCCGAGAUCUCGCCCUGUGGGGAGCCCGGCUCGAGCGGGAUCUAGGCCUCUGACACCCUUGUCGCCUUCCUUUGGGAUUCAAGGCAUGAGGGGCAAACUUGCCAGAAUGAAGAGGCCCUCGCUCGGACCGGGCCUGGCUCCCUCCUGCUGCUCCCCCUCCCUCUCCUAAAACUAGAAACUGGAUCUCUUUGGUCUGGAAAUCCACUGAACAUCUGCUGUUAUCUCAAUUAAAGAUGCUUUUUUCUUUCAA
Molecule: messenger RNA, 1567 nt
Organism: Antechinus flavipes (yellow-footed antechinus)
Lineage: Eukaryota; Metazoa; Chordata; Mammalia; Dasyuromorphia; Dasyuridae
Gene: CENPM
Product: centromere protein M
Exons: 6
Coding region: 40-645 (201 amino acids)
Source: RefSeq, a predicted model, not a curated record